AUGGAAGGGGCAAAACCCACUUCCGUAUCAUUAUAUUACCAAGAAUCUUGCAAUAUAACCGCAAAUAAGGAUUCAUCUGAUAUCGCAUUAAUACGGCCCCAAUCACUAGCAACAGCCGUAUCAUAUGAAGAAACAAAAUUAGCCACCACAGGGCAUUCAAUUCGCUCUUAUCCUGUUAGUCAUUAUAGUCAAAAACCCCUAGUAGAACCUGAAAAGGAAAUCAAGGAUUUGCCCGUGACCGGUAACUUUGGCACGACUGUGAAAGGCCACAUAUCCACACCAGCCUUCAAUAAACAACUUUACAGCUAUGAAAAACGAAACAUGCACGACCAUGUGGAUGAAAUUAAAGAGGCCAGGAAUAAGAAGGGCAAGAAGAGGGAUCCGAAGGGCGAUCCAACUAGUAUGGACUACCAAGGUCCUUGGGCCAAAUUCCACAUUGAACAUCUAGAAUUUCAACCUCCUCCAGUUACAGACAGGAAAAUUGAAAUUAAGGAAAAUGAAUCAAAUACAAAUGUCGCCCAAUUAUCUUCACUAGGUGGAUUUCCGCAUACAUUUCCUAGUGAUGCUGAAGCUCUUUGCGAAGUGAAUGGCAAGCAAACCAAGUUUAGAAAUCGUGUGGUGUCAACUUUGCACUGCAAAAUCUCUGAUCAUAAGGGAAAAUCAUGGAAUUCUGGACCGCCUGGGCUAAAGUUGAGGGAUGAAAGCAUUUACAGAGCUUCAAUGCCAAAAAACGAAAUUUUCACUUACAAUGGACACACAAUGGGCGUACAAUGUAUUAGAUUCCAUCCACUAACUGGACAUUUAUUGUUAUCUGGAGCUUUGGAUGGGUACCUUAAAAUAUGGGACGUAUUUAAUGCUAGAAGCUGUCUAAGAACUUUUAAGGGGCACGGGAAGGGGAUAAGACAAGCAGAAUUUAAUUGCAUGGGAGACAAGUUCUUCAGUUGCAGUUUCGAUGAGAAUACAAUAAUGUGGGAUGUUGAAUAUGGUAAAAUUUGUGGUGUUUAUAUAACCGGAAAUAUCCCAUAUUGCGUUACUCCUCAUCCUAAAGAUCCAAACAUAUUUCUUGUCGGCGGAUCUAACAAAAAAGUCAUCCAAUAUGAUGCAAGGACUGGAAAGAUUGAAGUGGAAUAUGCGGAACACUUAGGGACGGUAAACACAAUUUCAUUCUUCGAAAAUGACCGCAAAUUAAUCACUAGUGGAGAUGAUAAAAAGAUAUUGUUAUGGGAAUUUGGCCUACCUGUUGUGAUCAAACACAUAAAUGAUCCAGCAUUACACUCUAUUCCUGCAGCUGCAAAGCACCCUAAAACGGAUUUCAUCUUGUUGCAGUCAAUGGAUAACCAACUUUUAACCUUUGAUGUUGAUUCAUUUAGCUUGAGUAGGAAAACUUUCCGGGGGCAUGUGAGCAAGGGAUAUGCAAUAAAACCUACAACAUCACCUGAUGGAAAAUUUGUCGUUAGCGGCGACUCCAGGGGGCAUACUUACAUUUGGGAUUGGGAAUCUACAAAAUGUCUUACUACAUUAAAAGGACACUCUACUGUUGUGAUUGACGUUGCUUGGCAUCCGACUAUGCCUGCAAGACUAGCCACUGCUUCAUGGGAUUCUACAAUCAAGAUUUACGACUAA
Molecule: messenger RNA, 1623 nt
Organism: Babesia microti strain RI
Lineage: Eukaryota; Apicomplexa; Aconoidasida; Piroplasmida; Babesiidae
Product: pre-mRNA-processing factor 17
Exons: 1
Coding region: 1-1623 (540 amino acids)
Biological process (GO): mRNA splicing, via spliceosome
Cellular component (GO): catalytic step 2 spliceosome
Molecular function (GO): protein binding; mRNA binding
Source: RefSeq, a predicted model, not a curated record